AAUAAAAUAAAAAAAAUCUAAAAAAUAAAAUAAAAAAAAAAACUAAAUAAAAAAAAAAUGGAUUAAAACACUCCGAAACAAGUGGAACUAAUAUUCAAUGCUACUAAACUAUAGGGCGGAACAUCAUAAUAAGAUCCUUACUUAAAGAUAUUCUUCAUUGAUAACGAAAACACUUAUAAAGAAUUAGGUGAAACUGAAUUUUAAAAAAGGGAUCCAAACCCAAAAUGGGUAAAAUCCUUUAAAAUGGAUUUUAUUUUCUAAAGAAGAUAAAAUUUACGUUUCGAAGUAUGGGACAAAAACACUAUUUCUUCUGACAAGCUCAUUGGAACUGCCGAAGCCACAUUAUCCUAAAUAAUGGCUGAUUAAACUAACAACUUAAAGCUUUCUUUAACUGAUUAAAAAAACAAUCAUGUAGGAGAUUUAUUCUGUAGAGCAGGAAACGUAGGAACAAACUGUGUAUAAUGGACUUGGGAGGGAAUUAAGCUUAAAAAUAUGGAUACCUUUUCCAAGAGUGAUCCUUUAAUGAGACUUUGGUAUAAAGGCGAUAACGAAACUUAUGUUUAUAUUAAAGAAACUGAAGUCAUUAUGGAUAAUAAUGAUCCUAAAUGGAAACGUUUUGAAACUUCUCUCAAUCUUUUAUGUAAAAAUGACUUGAAUAGAUAAUUCUAUAUAGAAGUUAAAGACUGGGAAUAAUCUGGAAAUUACAAAUUUAUAGGAGAAGCUUAUGUGUCCCUAGCCUGGAUUAUAUAAAAUCCUAAUGCCUUAAUUGAAUUGAAAGAUAAAGGAAAAAUUAAUGGACAUUUAAAAUGCUCCGAUGUAAAAUUAGUAAAGCCUGAAUUUAUUGACUUUUUAAUGGGUGGAUAGUAAAUAAAUAUAAUUUCCGCAAUUGAUUAUACUGCUUCUAAUGGAGAAUAUACAGACCCUAAUUCUUUGCAUUGUGCGGAUUUGUCUAGAAACUAAUAUUUGACCACUUUAAAGGCUGUCUGUGAUGUAUUACUUGAUUUUGAUUAAGAUAAGAAAAUUUCUAUGUAUGGAUUCGGUGGUGUACCUGAGUUCCCAAAUUUUAAGAAAUAUGAUACUGAUCAUUGUUUUCCUGUUACUGGAAAUCCAAAUAAUGCUGAAGUAGGAGGAGUUGACGGAAUAGUAUAGACUUAUUUAGACUCUCUUAAGUAUGUAACUUUAUGCGGACCUACUUUGUUCUCUGAAAUUAUACAAAAAAGUAUGGAAUAUGCAAAAAAAUAGUAAGAUAAUAACGUUUAUACUAUCUUACUUAUCCUAACUGAUGGUGUUAUAGAUGAUUUGUAAGAAUCUAAAAUUUUGCUUUCUUAAGCUGGUGAAUUACCUUUUUCUGUAGUAAUUGUAGGUAUUGGUAAUGAUAAAUUUACUAGUAUGAAGGAAUUAGAUGGACCUGAUGUUAAGGAAAUGACAGAUGUUUAAUACAAGAGAGAUUGCUGCAAUUUCAUCAGAUUCGCAGAUUACAAAAAAGAUAGCAAAAAAUUACUCGAAUAAAUUUUAGCUGAAAUACCAUAACAAUUAACUACUUAUAAAAAACAACAUAAAUAAUUUGUUAGAUGAAUAAAGAAAAAAUCAUAAUUUUAUUUUAUUUUAAAUAUAAAUAAAUAUUAAUUAUUUAUGAUAAUAAUUCUAAUAAUAUUUUGUAGGAUAUUUUUUUUAAUU
Ichthyophthirius multifiliis is the source of this 1677-nucleotide messenger RNA. RefSeq lists its product as hypothetical. Gene Ontology annotation, molecular function: calcium-dependent phospholipid binding. Gene Ontology annotation, biological process: cellular response to calcium ion. The transcript has 2 exons. Gene Ontology annotation, cellular component: plasma membrane. The record is from RefSeq and is a predicted model, not a curated record. Lineage: Eukaryota; Ciliophora; Oligohymenophorea; Hymenostomatida.